UCGUGAUGCAACAUUAUGAAAUUCGGUUGUUCGACGAAUUCGUCUUAAGAGGAAACAUGGCCGUACUUCGAUGUCCAGUUCCUAGUUUCGUAAGUGAUUACGUGCAAGUAUCAGCCUGGGAGAGAAUGGAUGGGUUUUUCAUAACUCCGGGCAUCAUAAGUGCUAAAUAUGGGAUGCUUGAGAGCGGAGAUCUGUACAUCAGAGAUACUUCUGAGCAUGAUGGAUCAUACAGCUUUCGAUGUCAUACCGAGAAUGUGGUUACAAAGGAGAAGAAAGUCAGCAUGAACUAUUCCAAGAUCAUUGUGACAGAACCACAUCAUAAUCAACCUCCGAGAGUAACCAAGCGUCUGAACCGUAUCUCAGUACCACAGGGACAGCGUGCAACCCUUCCCUGCAUUGCUCAGGGUUAUCCUGUUCCCACAUACCGUUGGUAUAGAGAUCAAGGCGAUCAACGGCCUCUGCCAGAUCACACGAUAUCUGUCAGUCAAGAAGCUGGAGUAUUGAUAUUUCAUAAAGUGCUUCCAAGUGAUAGUGGGCGUUACAUGUGUCACGUCGCGAACGUGAUGGGGGAGGAGAAAGUGGAUAUCGAACUUAUAGUUGAAGAGCCAUACAAAGUUUCCAUAACCCCACCUGAGCUUCGUCUUGAAGUUGGCAAAACAGCAACUCUAAAUUGUUCUGUGAUUGGAAAUCCUGUUGGAACUGUGCUUUGGCGAAAAGAUAUGGUACUCUUACAGUCCAGUUCAAGAAUAUCAUUUCCACAUCCCUUUUUACUUCAAGUUAGAGAAAUAAGAAGACAAGAUGCUGGAAUAUAUCAAUGUUUCGUUCAACGAGAGCUUCAUUCAGCCCAAGCUUCUGCAAGAAUAAUAAUUGGAGAUUUAUCACCAUCUUUUAAACAGACGUUUCCAGAAAAGACAGUGAGACCAGGAACAUAUGUUUCUUUAACCUGCAUUGCAUCCGGUCACCCAGAGCCUUUAUUCCGAUGGACUCUAGAUGGCAUAUGGACACUUUCUACGAGGCACGGCGUUCUUAUCAGUUCAUAUCAAACAAGCAACGGAGACGUAGCAAGUUCUAUAAAUUUCACCGCUGUAGAGAUUACAAACAGUGGAGUGUAUUCAUGUGAAGCAUCAAACGAUGCCGGAUUAAUUGACUACUCCAACAGAUUGAAUGUAUUUGGACACGUUUUCAUCAGAAAUAUCAAUAAUUUGACUGCUAUAAAUGGAGAAAAGUUUUCAGUGAUAUGUCCUUUUGGAGGAUAUCCUUAUGAAUCUAUUACUUGGAAAAAAGAUGACCGUGUUUUACCAGUUAAUGAGAGACAAAGGGUCUUUUCAAAUGGAACAUUGGUGGUAUGGGGCAUGCAGCCAAGCAUUGAUGAUGGAAUAUAUAGCUGUGAAGUCAGAUCGGGGCAAGGACUAAUGCCCGUGUCCCGUUCAUUUCGAGUCAUUACUCGAACAAAGCCUACGAUAGCCAAAUUUUCCUUUCAAGACAACUUGCACGAGGGAAUGAGAACUGCAGUCACUUGCAUUGUUGUCGCUGGAGAUGGACCACUGUCGACUCGUUGGUUAAAAGAUGGUCUACCUAUAGACGAACAAUCGUUGGAUGUUAAAAUAAUUCCAGCUGAAGAGGGAUUUGUUACUACCGUCACCAUCAAAACUCUUACUCACAAGCAUAACGGGAACUAUACUUGUCUGGCAAGAAAUGAAGUUGCAACUGGAUCCUACAGCGCUGUUCUGACAGUUAAAGUUCCUCCUCGUUGGAUAUUGGAGCCAAGUGACACAUUUGCUGUGGUUGGCAGAACUGUUGUGAUUGAUUGUCAAGCAGCUGGAGUUCCACAACCUCAUGUUAGAUGGAAAGUUGCAACAGAUCAUCCUCCCGGAGUAUUUAGGCCCAUUGUAAGCAGCUCUCAUAUUCAUAUUCUUGUAAAUGGAUCUCUAAACUUCCGUAACGUGGAAACAUCUGAUGGAGGAUUUUAUCUUUGUGAAGCAAAUAAUGGAGUUGGUGCAGGAUUAACAACUGUUGUUCGAUUGACGGUGCACAGUCCUCCUCAGUUUCCAUCCAAGUUUGUUGUUAUGUCAACCAGAAGAGGAGACAAAGCGACACUGGAAUGCAAUCCUCAAGGAGAUUUACCUAUGACUGUAUCGUGGAAAAAGAAUGGACAAAUAAUGGAGGCUAACAACGAAAACAGGUACAGAGAAGACGUGACAGAAGUUGGCGAGUACGGAUUAAAAGCAUCUUUCAUAAUUGAAAAAGCUGAACGAAAAGAUUCUGCCCUAUUUCUUUGUAUAGCAGCGAAUAAAUACGGAGAAGAUACAUUAAACAUACAAGUUACUGUUCAGGAUAUUCCUGAUGCUCCUCAGAAUUUAGAAGUGCAUGAUGUUUCUAGCAGAAAUGUGAGACUUACCUGGGACCGCCCAUUCGAUGGAAAUUCUCCCAUUACCCAAUAUGUAGUCACUUGGAGGCAAAGAGAUGAUCAGGCAGAUGGCGGCCCUUUGACUGUCCAUGGUACAGAACGUACCUUGAACAUUCGUGGAUUACAACCGAAAACAAGAUAUUUUUUUCGCGUGAAAUGUCUGAAUGCCUUGGGGGAGAGUCAGUACAGUGCUGAAGUUGCUGUUACAACACUGGAAGAACCACCGAGAAAUUCGCCUCAAGCAGUAAAAGCAGUUCCCGUGUCAUCAAGAAGCUUAAACAUAUCAUGGCAAGCACCACCCGAAGAACGAGUUUCAAGUAUUGAGGGAUACUAUGUUGGUUACAAAACCGUAACUAAUCCAGGACCUUACACGUUUAUCCCAGUUGACGCAAUCCAUGAUGCAGAUGUACAAGUCUUUGAGGUUCAGAAUCUGAACCGGUUCACUGAAUAUAGUUUCAUAAUUCAAGCAUUCAACAAACGAGGAGCUGGACCACCAUCUGAGGCCGUAACAGCAAAGACGUUCGAAUUCGAUCAUCCAUCUGCUCCCAUCAUUAAAUCAUAUUAUGCAACAUCAACAUCUAUCAAAUUAUCCUGGGAAUACCUCAGCUUGCCAUUAGCUCCAGUAGAUGGGUUUAUAAUACAUCACAGAAUGGAUGGAACUACUUGGCAGGAAACACCAAUUGCUGGAGACAGAACAUCUUUUACUCUUCAUGACCUUUUAUGUGGCACGAAGUACUAUAUGUUUAUUGUGGCAACAAAUAAUGCUGGGAAAGGAAAUAGCAGCGAAAUUGUUUCUACUAAAACUACUGGCAGCGCUCCAUUAGCACCUGAUAAGAGACAUUUACUAUCGCUCAACUCAACAAACGUGUCUGUUAAUCUGAAUAGCUGGCACAAUGGAGGCUGUCCCCUUCGAUAUUUCAUCAUCCAAUACAAGAUAAGUGGAUCUCAAGAAUGGACACUAGUUAGUAAUAACGUGAUUCCAGAGCAGAAAACCGUAUUAGUUACAGACUUAGUUCCAGGAACAUGGUACUCUUUGCUCAUGACAGCAAGAAAUGACGCUGGAUCAACGGAUGCUGAAUACGUUUUCGCAACUUUGACUCUUGCAGGAGAAUUUCCACCUCAUCCUUCGGAAGUGAGUGAUGUGUCCAAUGUAUUCUACAGACAUCUGACGAUAACGGUUCCAGUUGUAAGCUCGGCCAUAGUACUGCUUCUAGUCACAUGCGUUGUUUGCAUAAUAACUAAACGAAGAACUCCAGGCUGCCGCCCAAGAACGCCAGAUGGAACAGAAGGAGGUGAUGGCUUAAAGCAAGAAAGUAUUCAGUUGUCAGGCACUUAUGACAGUGGACGUGAAUCCGCUUAUUUUCCAUCGCCCUAUGCUACCAGUGCUGUACAAAACUGCAAUAGAGAAUUAAGAAUACAUCCCAAUAUACGAAAUCAGCAAAACAGUGGAACGUUUGGAAGUACCAGAAGUGGAUAUACGUAUAAUACUCCAUGCACUCCAAAAAGGUGUGAAAAGGAGGAAUGCAUUUAUCAGACAUCAAUGAUAUAUUUCUCAACAUACCAGCGUAAUGGCCUAGAGCUGAGAUCACAAAGAGAACAUGCCAUUUAUGCUGUACCUGACAGAGGAAGACCUUUAGUUUCAGGAGAAAAGUUUUGGACGGAAAAUGCGGAUGGAAAUUCAAGCACCGAAUCUGACAAUGAAGACAUGCUGCUGUGCUUAAAUACGCAAGAUGAAAUCAUCCUCAGAGAGGAAGGAGUUGAAUCAGAAACUGAGUGUGAUAGAUUGUGGAAAGCAUACGAAGUUAGGAGAUGUCAAGAAGAACGCCGAUGGACUCGAGAAGUUCUUGUGUCAUAGGUGGCUAAAGUCAAAAUGCAGUUAUUGUACAUUCUGAAACUUUAAAUUAUGGUGUAUAAAUUUUGUAAAAAAAAUAAUCAU
This is a messenger RNA of Uloborus diversus, 4343 nucleotides long. Its product is annotated as cell adhesion molecule DSCAM-like. The record is from RefSeq and is a predicted model, not a curated record. Gene Ontology annotation, molecular function: protein binding. Gene Ontology annotation, biological process: cell-cell adhesion. Lineage: Eukaryota; Metazoa; Arthropoda; Arachnida; Araneae; Uloboridae. Bases 6 to 4262 code for a protein of 1418 amino acids. The transcript has 24 exons.